This is a messenger RNA of Capsella rubella, 1806 nucleotides long. Its product is annotated as heavy metal-associated isoprenylated plant protein 41. Lineage: Eukaryota; Viridiplantae; Streptophyta; Magnoliopsida; Brassicales; Brassicaceae. Gene Ontology annotation, molecular function: rRNA (uridine-N3-)-methyltransferase activity. The transcript has 4 exons. Gene Ontology annotation, biological process: rRNA base methylation. Bases 123 to 1556 code for a protein of 477 amino acids. Gene Ontology annotation, cellular component: cytoplasm. The record is from RefSeq and is a predicted model, not a curated record.
CCAUUUUUGAAUAGAUGAGAAAACUCAACCGUCUCUCUACUCUUCUACUACAGUAAUAACGUUACUUCUAUUUUUGAAAACAAAAACCAAACCUUUGUAAAGUAUCAACCUUUAUCGCUCCAAUGGCGAUGAGAGAGCUCUCGGAGGUUAAAAGAGGUUGGGACGAUGAAGAAGAAGUGUGGGUCAAACACUAUUCGUCAAACCAUCAGAUACUUCUCGUCGGCGAAGGAGAUUUCUCAUUUUCUCGCAGCUUAGCCACUCUCUUCGGCUCUGCUUCCAAUAUCUGCGCUUCCUCUCUCGAUUCAUACGAUAAUGUGGUUAGAAAGUACAAGAAGGCAAGAUCAAACCUUGAAACUUUAAAGAGACUUGGAGCAUUCCUUCUACAUGGAGUUGAUGCAACUACACUGCAAUAUCAUCCUGAUCUUCGUUAUAGAAGAUUUGAUCGUAUCAUUUUCAACUUCCCGCACGCCGGUUUCCACGGCAAAGAGACUGAUUCCUCUCUUAUACGGAAGCAUAGAGAACUGGUGUUUGGAUUUUUCCAUGGUGCAAGCCGUUUGCUAAGAGCUGAUGGAGAAGUUCAUGUCUCUCACAAGAACAAAGCACCUUUCUGUAACUGGAAUCUGGAGGAGCUAGCUAGCAGAUGUUUUCUUGUGUUGAUUCAACGUGUGGCGUUCGAGAAGAGCAAUUACCCUGGUUAUGAGAAUAAAAGAGGAGAUGGGUCUAGAUGUGACAAACCUUUCCUCUUGGGAGAGUGCAGUACUUUCAAGUUCAAAUUUUCUCGUGUGGCUAAGGAGCUUUACGCAGAGAAGGUUAGAUGGAGAGAAGUGAAGGAACAAGAAUCAAGUUUUCCUCAAGGUUUUGUAAAUUUGCAGCCAGUGCCAUUUGAUCAUGGGUAUGCCCAACAAACUGAAUUUCACGGUGUUAGCCAAAGAACAGUUUCGUUUGAUCUCAGCUAUCGCAGGGACUAUAACCUUAGGCAAGUCCAAGAUCCUUGUGUUCAAUCAAGACAAAGAACAUCUCCAUUGGAUCUUUGUUAUGAACAAGAACAUAGAUAUUCACAGUUUGAGGAUCCCCAUUUUGCUCGUGUAAGGAACCAUGCCCAGUUUCAUGGCAACUCAUUAAUAGAGCUGGAAGAGUACAGAUACAUUGACAGAAGCAGCCUGCCUUUUCAAGACGCUCCUUUUCAAACAAAUCAUCGACAUCAAGAACAAUCCAAUGACAGUUCUAACCGCCUCAAUGGAGUUCCGCUUAAUAGUUAUGAGGGUAUGAUACAAAGAAUGCUGAAACGGACAAGGUUUCCUCAUCUGUACGCUGAAGAAUCACCAGAAAGACACCGCCUGCUUUGUCAAGACUUACCAGUUCAAGCUAGUCAAGAACCGCUAUUCGAAUGCUUUAACCGCUCAAGUGGAGUUUCUCAUGAAAGUUAUGGCUGGGAAGUACGAAGAAUGUCAACAAGUAUCAGGUUUCCUUAUCCGUACACUGGAGAAUCACAAGAAGAAAGCUUGACUAGGCAGAGCUACCUCAACAUUCAUCCUCCACGGCACUGGAUACGUUGAUGGAAGCAAGGUGGCUGAAUCUUGGACUGACUCACGAAUGAACCUCUAAGGAUGGUGUAAUUUAUCGUAUGUUCUGUUUAUUAGCAUGGCAGUAAGUUAACUUCUGACAACUCAAAACUGUGAUGAUCUCGAUAUGGAGAUGAUAUUUUGGGGCAAUUUUCUGUGUAUAUUCAAUUAGACUUUCGAAGAACGUGCGGUAGAAAUGAUUGUGACUGUAAGUCUUGCGACUUGCAUUGUCUUAACUCUUUAA